This is a messenger RNA of Labrus bergylta (ballan wrasse), 3677 nucleotides long. Lineage: Eukaryota; Metazoa; Chordata; Actinopteri; Labriformes; Labridae. The record is from RefSeq and is a predicted model, not a curated record.
CUGUGGGAUUGCAGAAUAUUGACAUAGCAACCAGGCGACAUAGCCGCCGAGUUUUCUCUGCCUGUGUUAGAUUUUGCAGCCUCUCUUCUGCGUUUGAACUCGUUAACCGCACUGUGUCGAGCGCUGCCAUGAAUGGGGCAGUUGUAAAAAAGACCCACGACACAUUGGGCAAGGUGAUAAAGAAACCGCCUCUCACAGAGAAACUGCUAACCAAGCCACCGUUUCGAUACCUACACGACAUCUUCAGUGAGGUUAUCAGGACGACUGGUUUUAUGAAAGGCCUGUAUGGAGAAAAUGAAAUGAAGUCUGAUAACGUUAAGGAUAAGGAUUCAAAGAUAGUCUUCCUCCAGAAAGCAAUAGAUGUGGUGAUGCUGGUGAGUGGCGAGCCUCUAGCAGCAAAGCCAGCCCGCAUUGUAGCCGGCCAUGAGCCUGAGAAAACCAACGAGCUGCUGCAGGCCAUGGCCAAGUGCUGUCUCAACAAGUUAUCCAGUGACGAUGCAGUAAAGCGAGUGCUUUCAGGAGAAAAAGUGGACAUCAAGACCAAGGCCAGCACCUCCAGGUCCCAGGACAAGGAAAAUAGAGAGGGAAGUGAACAGCAUCUUGAUAGAGAGGAUAAAAAAAGGAUAACAGAGCGCAGUGGGAGUCGUGACCAAAAGGACCCAGACCAGCCCAAAGAACAGGAGGGCCAUCACAGAGAUGGAGAGAAAGAACGCCAUCGAGACAGAGAACGCUCUGACAAGCACCACCGCAGUGAACAGGACCACCAUGCCAAAGAUCGGCACAAAGAGAAGAGCCGUGACAGGGAUCGAGACAAGGAGAAAGACAAAGGGCGAGUCAAAGACAGGGAAAAGGAGAAAGACAGAGAGAGGGAUCGAGACAGAGAAAAAGAGAAGGAGAGGGACAGAGACAGAGAAAAGACGAGAGACAGAGAUUCUCACAGAGACCGGGAAAGAGACAAGGAAAAACGAAGAGACAAGGACCAGGGGAAGGACAGAGAGCGACACAAACAUGGGGAAGAGAGAAACAAAAAUGGAGACAGUGGCAAUAGCAAGGUGAGAGUGUCAGAGGAGCCUCAUCAAGGCAACCAUGAAGAACCGAGCAAAACAGCCAAACCUGUGCCUGCACCAGUAGAAUCAGCUGAGAACCAGUCUGAUAGUCCAGCUAGAAUACCUCGGCCAUCAUCAGCCAAAGGGCAGCGAAGGAGACCCAAAAUAGGAAGUCAAGAUGAAUCUGACAGUGAAGGAGAAGGAGAUGCCCAGUUAGCUCAGAGACCUGUUCCACUGGAAAAUGGAGACACCGCAGUCCCCUCUUCUGAAAUCUCCUCCAGGAGAAUACCACGGCCUAGCAGUGCUCGCCCAGCCCCUCCUCGAGUGAAGAGACAAGAAAGUUCCACUGAUGUGACCCCAGCUGAGAGGCUGUCAAGUGCCAAGCCCUCCGCACCAGUCAUCAUAGAUGGAAAGAGGCUGUCUGACGAUGAUGAGGAUGAAGAUGAGCAAUUUGUCGUGGAGGAGGCAGCUCCUUUACUUUCAGAUGUUCCUGAGAUGGAGGUGGAGUCUGCACAAGAAAUCAACGGUGAAGACAAACACGGUGGCCUUGUGAAAAAGAUCCUGGAGACCAAAAAAGACUAUGAAUCAUCCCCAUCCUCCCCAAAAUCUAAAGAACAGAACGUGGUGUCCGAAGCAGCACAGAAGAAGGAGCGGGACAUGGUGACACGAGAGAUAGAGCGGCUCCGCUCAUCCAUCCAGACGGUGUGUCGCAGCACCCUGCCUUUAGGUAAGAUCAUGGACUACAUCCAGGAGGACAUGGACGCCAUGCAGGCUGAGCUGAACACCUGGCGGAAGGAGAACAAAGAACAUGCACAGGCCUUGCUGCAGGAGCAGAGAGCCACAGACAGGGCAGUGGAGCCUCUUAAGGUAGAACUAACAGAGCUCGAGCAGUUGAUCAAGGACCAGCAGGACAAGAUUUGUGCUUUAAGAUCCAACAUACUAAAGAAUGAAGACAAGAUUCAGAAAAUGGUGACUGGAAUCAACUUCGCCUCCAAAUCCUGAAGUGAGGAACAAGGCGCUUACACAUGAUCAGCAGUCAAACAACUCUGUGCUUGCUGUUAAGUCAUUUUCCUUUGGGGAUACUAGUGACACCCAGGUAGAUGGUUGUGCUUGGUGUGGCAAAGCACUAGUGAUAGUAACAGAUGAUAUGUUUAUGUCUUAAACCUCCUAUCUUAUUAAAUAAAACACACAUAUAUCAUAUGGUAUGGUACUUUUAAGGAGAAGUAAGUGUAUGUCCCCUCACUUACAGAACAGCCACCAUUAUGAAGAUCUCCACACAAUGUUUGUUCUGCAGGAUAUGCCACUCUGUUUUUGUUUUUGUUUGUUCAUUUGGGUUGGGGGGAUUAAGGAAACUUUCUGUCGGAAGAUGACUCUUUGUGAGUAACCCCAACUCUUUAUAGAUGUAGACAAAAAAGAACAUUAUUAUAUUAGCUUAUUUUUGGAUUAUAAGAAUUUGCUUAACAGAUGUAGCUUAUAUGAAAAUAUGAAGCAAUACUUGAUGGAUAACUUCAGUGAAUGAUUGGAGUUGGAAAAGUGAGUCUGAAAGUCACAGUUUUCUUCACAAUCCCAAUAACUCCAUCAUACUGUUGUGAAUGAAUUCUAAAGAACACAAGCGAAACUUGUCAGUGUCGUUGUGGCCCUUCUCACCUUCUUGAAAAUGCAGUCCCCGUUGUUUAGUUGUUAGUCUAAAAUCUACUUUAAAGUCUGUGAGUACUUUAAAACUGCAGUUGCUACCUCUUUCAGUUCCUCUGCAGAUUUGUGUCCCAUGAGAUGAUGACUGCCGUUGUUUACAGGGAAUUAUUCACAAACACUUGCCAUGACAUCCAGGUUGGAUUGAUGAAUGUAAUCCAGGACUUUCCAAAAUGUUUUUAUUUUUAAAUGUAAUGGAAAGUUGUGACUAAAGUAGUUAAAAUUCUCUGAAUGUGAUAUUCAAAGUCACACAUUUUGUACACAAAUAUGGUUUUCCACUUGCAUGGCACUGUGUUUUUCUCCUUUUGAUACAUUUAUUGGAUGAUUUAUUUAAAACCAUAGGCAGGAGCGUUAGAUAACACAGGUUACAAUAUGUGAGGAAGCUGCAUGGCUGGUGAAUUUCAUGAACACAAUGUAGAACGAGGAAAAGUUCUGCACCCCAAAGUGUAAACACUUACACUACAUUUUAAGAACAACUGGUAAUGUAAUCAAACAGACAACCAGUGGUUAUCAGUAGGCAGACUUUUGUAGCGUCUGACUUUUUAUUAAGAGGAGCUCUGUUAUAGACUUGUUAAAUAAAAUGCUCUCAGUUUUGUUAGAUAUUUACUAUCUCAGUUCAACAGUCAAACUGUACUCUUCUUUAGUCUGACUUUACUCCAUUUUCACGUCAGUAUUAUAUUUAGUCCAUCAAAUAUAAACAUGAACAGUUUCCAACCCUAUAUGUUCAAUUUUGAGAAUCUUUAAAGAAAACUCCUGGAAAGGUGAGAACUUGUAUGUUUAAUGUGUCUGAUAUAAAAGCACUAUUUACACUGUAAACAAUUUGUAUCAUAUCCUCUGUUUGUCUUUAAAGUGUACAUAAUGUAUAUGUGAAGACUGUAUCAUAGCUAAAUGAUUCUAUAAUUUUGUAGUGGAGUGAAAUAAAUGGUUACAUUUCAAUAAUCA